AUGUUGUCUCACGUGUGUGAUCUGUUUCCUUCACCAGCCAAGAGGAACGACAGACCCAUCAUUGGAGUACUGGCUCAAGAAGUGAGCGUCCCAAAGGCCAAUCAAGUCUCUUACAUCGCUGCCUCCUAUGUGAAGACCCUGGAGGCAGCGGGAGCGAGGGUGGUGCCGGUCAUGAUUAACCAGACACCGGAGGAGUAUAAGAAACUGUUCAACUCCAUUAACGGGGUCCUUUUCCCGGGAGGAAGCGCCAACAUCACGUCAUCGGGUUACCAACGAGCUGCAAAGACCUUCUACGAACUCGCCAUCGAGGCAAACGAGAGGGGCGACUACUUUCCCGUGUGGGGCACCUGUCUGGGAUACGAGCAGCUGGCGGUUUUGACGAGUGGAAAGAACUUGCUGUCAAUCACCGAUACGACCGGUGUGGCGUUACCCCUGAACUUCCUCCAUGAAGCCAAAGACAGCAGGAUAUUUCGAGGCUUCCCGGCUGAACUCCUUGAAGAUCUGGCUUUGGAGCCGCUGACGGCAAACGUUCACCAGUGGAGUGUGACGGUGUCGACUCAUAACACAAACAAGGAGCUGAACAACUUUUACAAAGUCGUCUCCACGAAUACGGACGGCACCACCGAGUUCGUGUCCACGGUGGAAGCGUACGACUACCCGAUUUAUGGGACUCAGUGGCAUCCGGAGAAAAACGCAUUCGAAUGGCGGAAGCCUUACAUUCCACACUCUCCAUCGGCGAUCAAGACCUCCUUCUACAUAGCCGACUUCUUCGUCAACGAAGCCAAGAAGAGCUUUCACAGAUUUGAAUCCGAGGAGGAGGAGAGCAAGGCGCUGAUCUACAACUACAACCCCGUUCACGCCGACUCCACCAGGGUCUUUGAGCAGAUCUAUUUCUUCUGA
This is a messenger RNA of Cyclopterus lumpus (lumpfish), 900 nucleotides long. RefSeq names its product gamma-glutamyl hydrolase-like. The record is from RefSeq and is a predicted model, not a curated record. Gene Ontology annotation, biological process: tetrahydrofolylpolyglutamate metabolic process. The transcript has 9 exons. Gene Ontology annotation, molecular function: gamma-glutamyl-peptidase activity. Gene Ontology annotation, cellular component: vacuole. NCBI's taxonomy places the organism in Eukaryota, Metazoa, Chordata, Actinopteri, Perciformes, Cyclopteridae. Bases 1 to 900 code for a protein of 299 amino acids.